Fukomys damarensis (Damara mole-rat) is the source of this 1555-nucleotide messenger RNA. RefSeq names its product F-box and WD repeat domain containing 4 (gene Fbxw4). The coding region runs from base 114 to 1133 and encodes 339 amino acids. The transcript is spliced from 8 exons. Lineage: Eukaryota; Metazoa; Chordata; Mammalia; Rodentia; Bathyergidae. Gene Ontology annotation, molecular function: protein binding. Gene Ontology annotation, cellular component: SCF ubiquitin ligase complex. Gene Ontology annotation, biological process: SCF-dependent proteasomal ubiquitin-dependent protein catabolic process. The record is from RefSeq and is a predicted model, not a curated record.
UAUUUCAGUAUGGAGAGAGGAGAGUUAACCUCCUUGGUCUCCUAUCAGGUUUAUACUUCGGGUGUUCCCAUGUCCUGACGCAGUAAGCCCGUGGAGAUUUUGUCUUGUUGGUAAUGAGGUGUAGUAACUGGAUUUUCUGCUCUUUUGGCUGUAGGAUGAGCAGUGUCCCAGUGAAGGAACGGGUAAAGGUGUCUCAGAACUGGAGGCUGGGCCGCUGCCGAGAGGGGAUUCUGCUGAAGUGGAGAUGCAGUCAGAUGCCUUGGAUGCAAUUAGAGGAUGAUUCUCUGUACAUCUCCCAAGCUAAUUUCAUCCUGGCGUACCAGUUUCGCCCAGAUGGUGCCAGCUUGAACCGUCGGCCUCUUGGAGUCUUCGCUGGGCACGAUGAGGAUGUUUGUCACUUUGUGCUGGCCAGCUCACAUAUUAUCAGUGCAGGAGGAGAUGGGAAGAUUGGUGUUCAUAAGAUUCACAGCACCUUUGCUGUCAAGUACUCGGCUCAUGAACAGGAGGUGAACUGUGUGGACUGCAAAGGGGGCAUCAUUGUGAGUGGCUCCAGGGACAGGACUGCCAAGGUAUGGCCUUUGGCCUCAGGCCGGCUGGGGCAGUGUUUACACACCAUCCAGACUGAAGACCGAGUCUGGUCCAUUGCUAUCAGCCCAUUACUAAGCUCUUUUGUGACAGGGACAGCUUGUUGUGGCCACUUUUCACCCCUAAGAAUCUGGGACCUCAACAGCGGGAAGCUGAUGACACACCUGGGCAGUGACUUCCCCCCAGGGGCAGGGGUGCUGGACGUCAAGUAUGAGUCCCCGUCCACACUGCUGUCCUGUGGCUAUGACACCUAUGUUCGCUACUGGGACCUCCGCACCAGUGUCCGGAAGUGUGUCAUGGAGUGGGAGGAGCCCCAUGACAGCACCCUCUACUGCCUGCAGACAGAUGGCAAUCACCUGCUGGCCACAGGCUCCUCCUACUAUGGUGUUGUGCGACUCUGGGACCGGCGCCAGAAGGCCUGCCUGCACGCCUUCCCGCUGACGUCCACCCCGCUCAGCAGUCCUGUGUACUGUCUGCGGUUCACCACCACGCACCUCUACGCUGCACUCUCAUACAAUCUGCACGUCCUAGACUUUAAGAACCCUUGAUGGGCCACCCCACCUGUGUGCUGAGCCUCUUCUGCCUGGAGCCUGUGUGACGCUUCUUUCCUUCCCCCACUGUGCUCCUGGACCUGCAGCCACAGUGCUUGGCCCCUGAUGCCAGAGGUGAUGUCUCCUGGGGCACUCCCGAGAUCUGUGGGCAGACAGGAUCUGCCGCUGGAGUUUGGCCAGAGUGAGGGUCUGUCCUAGGGAAGGCCAGUCCUGCCCUUGCUGCGCUUCCUGAGCAGCCUGCAGGUGAAAGGGAGCCGCCCUGCUGGCACUGGUCGCCUCCUGUCAGACCCCUCAGUUUGACCAGCCUCCUGGGGCAUUGCAGCCUGUUUCACCUGGGUUCUGAGCUAACCCUACACCUCAGCAGGCUGCGAAAGCAUGUUCCUUUCACCUUUGUGAAAAUAAAGUUCGGUUGUUUGGCA